AUGUCUACUGGAUUUGCUCAAAAUCCUCCGUGGCUGGUGGUUAGAGAGUACAACGAAGAGAAAGACAAGGCGGCGGUGGAGGCGUUUGAGAACCGCUGUGACUUCCAGCAGGCGGGAAAGCCUUCGUUAGUCACCAAUCUCUUGGGUGACCCUCUUUGUCGCGUGCGCCAUUUCCCCCUCCACGUCAUGCUGGUUGCUGAGCAUGUGGAGAAGAGUGAAAUAGUAGGAGGAAUAAGGGGUUGCAUCAAGACAGUGAGCAAAGGGGAACAUCAACAUAGGGCUUACAUAAAGAUGGCUUAUGUUCUUGGACUCAGGGUUUCACCACCCCAUAGACAACUAGGCGUCGGUACAAAACUAGUCCAAUGUUUAGAAGAAUGGUGCAAGAGAAAUGGCGCCGAUUAUGCUUACAUGGCGACUGAUUCCUACAACGAAGCUUCACUAAACCUGUUUACACUAAAAUGCGAUUAUAUCAGGUUCCGUAGCCUUACGAUUUUGGUCCAACCAGUUCACGCUCACAACAAGCCGUUGAUCUCAGGUGUUGUGAUCAAACAGCUCGACCCUAAACUUGCGAGCGCAGUCUAUUGCAAGACCUUUGGGGAUUCAGAGUUUUUUCCUGAAGAUAUAGAUGUAAUUUUGCAUAACAAGCUUAAUUUAGGAACUUUUAUGGCCAUACCUAAGAGUUAUGUUGACCAUUGGGAUCCGGAAAUGACCAUAUUGCCACCUAGUUUUGCCAUCUUAAGCAUAUGGAACACUAAGGAGGUGUUUCGGUUUCAAGUGAAGGGCGUGUCGCCGCUAACGUACGCAGAGUGCGCAGGAAGUAGGGUGUUGGACACUUUGAUGCCUUGUUUAAGAUUACCAUCUGUACCGAACUUUUUUAAACAGUUCGGGGUUUAUUUCCUAUACGGACUUCACAUGAGAGGCUACGGUGCUUCACGGCUCAUGAAGUCUUUGUGUGCACACGCACAUAAUAUGGCCCGGAAUGACGUAUUGUGUCGGGCCGUGGUGGCGGAAGUGGGCAAGAGGGAUCCAGUGAGAGAGGUGAUGCCGCAUUGGAGGAAAUUUUCUUGGGCCGAAGAUAUUUGGUGCAUCAAGGAGCUUGCAACCGCGAAGCAGGAUAUCAACACGAAUCGCGGAUCACACGAUUGGAUUACAUCUACAUCUAAGUCGUCUCCUGUGAUCUUUGUCGACCCUCGUGACUUUUAA
Helianthus annuus (common sunflower) is the source of this 1203-nucleotide messenger RNA. RefSeq names its product probable N-acetyltransferase HLS1. The transcript has 3 exons. Bases 1 to 1203 code for a protein of 400 amino acids. NCBI's taxonomy places the organism in Eukaryota, Viridiplantae, Streptophyta, Magnoliopsida, Asterales, Asteraceae. The record is from RefSeq and is a predicted model, not a curated record. Gene Ontology annotation, molecular function: acyltransferase activity, transferring groups other than amino-acyl groups.